Messenger RNA from Anas platyrhynchos (mallard), 3912 nucleotides. RefSeq names its product U2AF homology motif kinase 1 (gene UHMK1). The record is from RefSeq and is a predicted model, not a curated record. Lineage: Eukaryota; Metazoa; Chordata; Aves; Anseriformes; Anatidae. Gene Ontology annotation, biological process: regulation of protein export from nucleus; positive regulation of translational initiation; peptidyl-serine phosphorylation. Gene Ontology annotation, cellular component: nucleus; neuronal ribonucleoprotein granule. Gene Ontology annotation, molecular function: ribonucleoprotein complex binding; RNA binding; ATP binding.
CUGGUCGCGCUCCGCCCCGUUUCCGCCGUGAUGGCGGCCGGAGCCCGGCGGCAGCGGCGGCCGAGCCGGGCUGCGGGAGCCGGAGGCGGCAGCGGCGGCAGCAGCAGCGGCGGUGGCGAUGGCGGCGAUGUGAGGCGAGGCUGAGGCCGAGGCGAGGCGGCGCCAUGUCGGGCUGCGUGUGGGGCGCGGCGCCGCCGCCGCCGCCGCUGCUGCUGGAGGCGCUGGGCCGGCUGUGGGAGGUGCAGGCGCCGCUGGGCAGCGGCUCCUCGGCCUCCGUGUACCGGGUGCGCUGCUGCGGGGACCCUCGGGCCCCCCCGGGAGCCGUCAAGGAGUUCGUGGCCCCCCCGGCUCGGCCCGGCCCCGCUCGGCGCCCCGCUGCCCGCCCGGCCGCCGCUGACUGCGCCGAGUACGGGUUCCGCAAGGAGAGGGCCGCCCUCGAGCACCUCCGCGGCCACCGCAACAUCGUGACGCUGUACGGCGUGUUCACCAACCACUACUCCGCCAACGGCCCGUCGCGCUGCCUGCUGCUGGAGCUGCUGGACGUCAGCGUGUCCGAGCUGCUGCUGCACUCCAGCAACCAGGGCUGCUCCAUGUGGAUGAUCCAGCACUGCGCCCGGGACGUCCUGGAGGCCCUGGCCUUCCUGCACCACAAAGGCUACGUGCACGCCGACCUCAAGCCACGCAACAUCCUGUGGAGCGCGGAGGAGGAGUGCUUUAAGCUCAUUGACUUUGGACUUAGCUUCAAAGAGGGGAAUCAGGAUGUGAAAUAUAUUCAAACAGACGGGUAUCGGGCUCCAGAGGCAGAACUGCAGAACUGCCUGGCACAGGCAGGGCUCCAGAGCGAGACGGAGUGUACCUCUGCUGUGGAUCUGUGGAGUCUGGGAAUCGUUUUACUGGAAAUGUUCUCAGGAAUGAAACUGAAACAUACAGUCCAAUCUCAGGAAUGGAAGGCAAACAGUUCUGCCAUCAUCGACCGCAUUUUUGCCAGUGAAGGGGUGGUUAAUUCAGCCAUUCCAGCUUAUCACCUCAGAGACCUUAUCAAAAGCAUGCUUCAUUGUGACCAAGGAAAGCGAGCCUCCGCUGAAAAGGCUUUAUGCAGCCCGUUCUUCAGCAUUCCCUUUGCUCCCCAUAUCGAAGAUCUGGUGAUGCUCCCCACGCCUGUGCUGAGGCUGCUAAACGUUCUGAGCGAUGCUUCUCUGCAGAGCGAAGAGGAAUAUGAAGAUAUCCUGGAAGACAUCAGAGAGGAGUGUCAGAAAUACGGACCGGUGGUUUCCUUGCUUAUUCCAAAGGAGAAUCCUGGUAAAGGCCAAGUCUUUGUUGAAUAUGCAAAUGCUGGUGAUUCCAAAGCUGCCCAAAAAAUGCUGACUGGAAAGAUUUUUGAUGGCAAGUUUGUUGUGGCUACGUUUUACCCACUGAGUGCCUAUAAGAGAGGAUAUCUGUACCAAAACUUGCUGUAGGCAGUAGCAACAAUCAGGAGAGUUGUCUCGCUCCUCUUCCUCACGUGUUUUACAGUUGAAUGUACAAAAGAGCUUCCUAGCCCUGCUUCUGAGUCAUCCCUAACGAAGAGAUGCGAAGGACUGAGAGGGGCUUUGAAACCUUUACUGCUGCUUUGUGAUGUGCAGAGGAGGCCUGGGUGGCUUUACGCGUGUGCUUGUGUGUGUGUGUGUGUCGUGCUUGCUCGUUUACACUAGGCGCGUGGCUUCGCCUGCCCCUGGCAGGCGCUCGGGUGCCGAGGGUGACCGUGGGGGCCUGGGAGGCAGAGCAGGUCGUGGCAAGCACUCGGGAGCGCUGGAAAUAAGAGCUGGAACAUCAGCCUUAGUGCCCUGUUUCGCUCUGGGGAGAGCAAAAGGCUCUGGCUUUGAGCCUUCGCAUCCCCCAGAGCAGAAGGCAGGCAGGUGAAAUCAGAUCUGCCUGAGCCACGCAGCCUCUCCUGGCACAAGCUGGGCCCGGGGAGCGAGCCAGUGGUGAGCCAAAUUUGGGUGCCCGGGUGGGCAGGAGCUGCCUGGCUGGGGAUGGACACCAGCAGAGCGGCGCCGGCCUCGGUCCCAACACACCCUGGAAGCACUUUGUAGCCCGAGGUGAUGUGAAAGCUGUGUCGCGUGGAGUCAUCUUCCCAGCCUGUACCCUGCGCCAGCACUGAGGCUCCGAGCUCUGAUGCCAAAUCCUCCGUAGUAUGUGCGUGUCUGUAGGUGAUAUUUUUGGAAAGGAGUGCGGCGGCGCGCGGUAUUCGUUGUGUCUCAGCAGGACUUCUGCCUGCGAGUCUUAGGAGAAAUGACAAAUAUUUAUCUGUUGUAGGUCCCACGCUUGGCUUUUCCGUGUUGUGCAGUUUGUUUUUUUUGCAUUAACCCGUUAGACUUGUCGUAGGUUAGAAGCACUGACACUUUUGGUCCUUCAGAGGUGACACAAAGGGCCUGAGGCAAUCUGAGAUCCUGUUUGGAAAGGGCUGGGCCGGUAACCAGGCUUACCUGGCCGGAUUCGUGUCUUUCCCAGUGUCCACGGUGGGUUUUUGGGACAAGGACCUGGGCGAGCAGCAUCCCUGCUCCCCCCGAGCGCUCUCCCUGCUCACGCAGCUCUAAAGCACAGGCAGAAGAUCUCGAACCCUGCUGAAAUACUUGAGGGCAGCUCCUAAACUGCCUCUGCCCUGCCCUGGAGUAAUAACCCCAGUUACCUUGCAGUUUACGUCCUCGUGGUUUACUUCUCGCAUCUAGCUGAGGCUGGACUUGCUGGAAUCCUGCACUUAAGUGGUCCUCCUGGAUUUUGCCCCGCCUGCAUGCGUGCAGAACCGACGUCUGUAGCAUUUCACGGGUGUCCGUGCUGGCGUGGAGUCCUGUCUGCUGCUGGUGUGGAGUCCUGUCUGCUGUCGCCCUUGCCAGCCUUCCCCAGAAAGGACCAAUCCCUUCGAAUUUCCCUUGUCGCCUUUGAGAUGGUAGAAUUUUCCAGGAAAAAAAAUAUAAUGAUAAUAAUAAUAAUAAUAAUAAAAAUCCCGCAGUGAGUUUUGAGGUCUGAUUUGCUGGUCAGGCUGUUCCCGGGACGAUGCUGCUUCGGUGUACAUAGCUGUCGAGCAGCUUUGCGCAGGUGGGCUGUGUGAUCCAGUGCUGUUCAGUUACCUGUCCUUGCGGCGAAGCACCUUUAGCACCUGGAAGGAGUCGGACAAUCAGUCGGGCGAGGGGUUUCUCUCCGUGAAGAGCAGCGGUGAGAUUGCUGACAGCGCUCUGAUCGUGGCCAGGCAGUGACCGAGCUCCUCAGCUCCGAGCUGGUGCUGUCUCUGGCAGGCUUUGCCGUCGAUAGGAGCGCCGUGGCCCAAAAUCCAUCUUCAGUGCCACUGUCAGCAGCACCAAGCUGGCUGUUGUGUGCCUCGGGGCUGAUGCUCAGCUGAAGACGAGAGCCGUGCCGGGAUUAAUCCCUGGAGAGGAGCUGCAGCACGGUGAAGUUGCUCUCCCAGGAUUUGGCUGGGGUUUUGUUCAGCUGUUUCAGUAGGAACUGGGUACAUCUGCAAGAUGCAAACUCCUGCCACCGUGUUUGCUCUCUGGAUGCUCGCUGACCAGCCCUGAGCACUGAAUGGAGCAACAAACAACCCACAGAGCUUAUUUUUUUUGGCCCUCCUGGCUAGAGGUGAGGCUGCUGAUCCCUGUCCCGUCACUGGGUCCAGGAUUCUCCCUGCAAGCUGUGGGAGCGUGGAACAGGGAAGUUUAGGAACUCCUCGGAGCAGAAGGAUUUAUCCCUCACCCUCUGCCUUCAGCUUGGCAGAGGGAGGCUGUGACGCUCACCCCGGUGUCUCGGCCCACCACCCAGCCCUGUUAAACCUGUGCUGCUGAGCCCUGGCUUGGCACAGCCGCCUUCCUAAAGCUUCCCCCUGUGCCAGGCAGUUGUGUGCUCGGUCCCGGUGAUCAAUAAAGGAUGCUUCGAGACAAA